CUUCUCUUCUCUGUGCACUUCUACUACUCCGGUGUGUCAGAGACAAACUAUUAAGAUCAGAAAAGCAUGCAUGAAGUGUCUGUUAUUCCCGGAGCAUGAUUAGACGUGUUUUAGGCUGAGGUUGUUGAGACUUGCAGAGUGAACAAAAUUAACGUCACUUUGUUGUCAUUUUGACUGUCCUGUUCCCAGUUGUUGAUGGGUUUUGAAACUAGUUUAGUGUGUGUUUUGCUUUUGGCUAAAAAAAAACGGUCUCCCAGACUCGUCAAACAAAACUCUGGAAAUGUGCCUCCCCCUUUUUUCUUUUAUUGGCACAUCAGCUGCUGUCCCAUGACCACGUAUUCACUCUUCCACUCUGGUGAACUGAGAGCAAUCCCAGUGUGAGUGCUGCUUUUUACUGAGAACUAGUCUCUGUGUUUCUUUUUGUCUUUUCAUCUAAAACUAUAAUUUUAUUGUUAGGACCUAUUCAAACAAAACUGUUUGGUGCACAAAUGUACAAAAGUUCCCACAUCUUGGUUUGUAAUGUGGAGUCAAACGAUAGUGAAGUUCGUGCUUUUUAGAAGGCAUGGUGGCUUCAGGAAGGGAAAAAGCAACAGGAAAUGAAAGGUUUCAGCUGGAAAUCUUCACAUGACAGACACAGACCCGUGGUAACCUGAACCAGGCUGUUCCCUCUCAUUCACUCAGGAAGCUCAGCUUUAUCAAACUCAAACUUAUUCUUCAUUGUGGAGACCCUAAUCUCCCCUUAUCUCGGGGGAAGCGGCUGAGCCAAUGGCGCUGUGUCUCGGACAAGUGUUCAGCAAAGCCAAAACAUUCAGGCCAAGGAAGCGCUUUGAGCCCGGCACACAGCGCUUCGAACUCUACAAGAAGGCCCAGGCCUCGCUCAAGUCAGGUCUGGACCUGAGGAAGGUGGUACAGCUGCCCGAGGGGGAGAACCUCAACGACUGGAUCGCAGUUCACGUGGUGGAUUUCUUCAAUAGGAUCAACCUGAUCUAUGGCACCGUCAGCGAGUACUGCAGCGAGCGCACGUGCCCCAUCAUGUCCGGGGGCCUGAAGUACGAGUACAGAUGGCAGGAUGGUGAGGACUACAAGAAGCCCACCAAGCUGCCUGCCAUCAAGUACAUGAACCUGCUGAUGGACUGGAUAGAGUCUCUAAUCAACAAUGAGGACAUCUUCCCCACCAGAGUAGGUGUGCCAUUUCCCAAGAACUUCCAGCAGGUGUGCAAGAAGAUCCUGAGCCGUCUCUUCAGGGUGUUUGUGCAUGUUUACAUCCAUCACUUUGACAGCAUCUGCAGCAUGGGAGCCGAGGCCCACAUCAACACCUGCUACAAACACUACUACUACUUCAUCUCAGAGUUCAGUCUCAUUGAUAACUCUGAACUGGAGCCUCUGAGGGAGAUGACAGAGAAGAUAUGUACUUGACGAGGAGCACAUGGACAAAGGAGUUUACACUAUGACGUUAUCUGAGCCCCCGGAGAAAACACCAUCUGUAAAACAUUCCAAACGUUGGACAGCUUCAUGGAUUUCACUUACCUUCCACUUUCCCUUGCAAAGAGACGCUGUAUCUUCGGAGAUAGUGCACGUUUUGUGGUGCUAUAUUUUUAUACUUCUGUGUCCAGCUUUGGCAAAACGCCACUUCAUUUUUUUCUUUUUUUUUUUGCAUUUUAUGUGGUUUUGCUUCAAGUUUGUGUUUUUAUGUGUUGUACUUGACAUAUGAACUUUUUUGGUUAUAAAUGUUUUUA
Messenger RNA from Gambusia affinis (western mosquitofish), 1736 nucleotides. It is a transcript of the gene mob3c, whose product is annotated as MOB kinase activator 3C. Gene Ontology annotation, cellular component: cytoplasm; nucleus. The transcript has 4 exons. The record is from RefSeq and is a predicted model, not a curated record. Gene Ontology annotation, biological process: signal transduction; positive regulation of protein phosphorylation. Gene Ontology annotation, molecular function: protein kinase activator activity. Lineage: Eukaryota; Metazoa; Chordata; Actinopteri; Cyprinodontiformes; Poeciliidae. Bases 766 to 1416 code for a protein of 216 amino acids.